Aspergillus thermomutatus is the source of this 1905-nucleotide messenger RNA. Its product is annotated as putative iron-sulfur cluster-binding protein. Gene Ontology annotation, cellular component: membrane. The transcript has 7 exons. The coding region runs from base 1 to 1905 and encodes 634 amino acids. Gene Ontology annotation, molecular function: 2 iron, 2 sulfur cluster binding. The record is from RefSeq and is a predicted model, not a curated record. Lineage: Eukaryota; Fungi; Ascomycota; Eurotiomycetes; Eurotiales; Aspergillaceae.
AUGCUUCAACGGCUUCCCGACCCUGCGGGGGUGACCAUAGAAGAAACCGCUGAGAGAAUCGCCAUGGAGGCUCUUAUCUCACCUACACCAAUACUUGUAGCACUAUUGACUGCCAUCGUCUUUCUAUGUCGAGCCUGGCCCCGUGGGAUAUACUCGAAGACGCAAUUCAACGGACAAUCCGAGCCAUUCACUCAGGUCUCAAGAGCCAACGACACACAAGUUGUCUCUAAGGAAUCGGAUUUUCCUGAAAACUGGCUGAGCAGCGACAAUAUUUUCAAACUCGAACGGCGCGCGGUUUUCAGCAAGUCAUGGCUGUAUCUUUCUCACCGCAGCCAGUUCACAAAAGCUGGAGAUUAUCGAUCCUUCGAAGUGGCCGGCUUCCCCAUCUUCCUCAUCCUGGGCAAAGAUGGUGAGAUCAGAGCCUUCCACAAUGUCUGUCGCCAUAGAGCCUACACGAUCACAAAUAAAGAGUGCGGAAGUUCUAUCGUUCUCGGAUGUCGCUACCAUGGCUGGAGCUACAACACGAAAGGCGAACUUAUCAAAGCCCCUCGAUUCGACAAUGUACCUGGUUUCGAUCGAUCUCAAAAUGGUCUGUUUGCUAUUCAUGUUCAGCAGAGCACCGGCGGCUUCAUCUUUGUAAAUCUUGAAGCUGAUGCGUCAGGUGAGACGCUAGAGACCGAUUGUCUCAACGACUUCGUGGAACGUAAUGGGGUUAUGGCUCAGUCACGCUGGAUUGGGGGUAGGGCUAUCGAGGGAGGAUUCAAUUGGAAAAUGGCUGUCGUCUCUGAGAAGCAGUUCGGUACUGCUGCGAUAUUGUCCGAACUUGCGCCACUUGUGCGUUCAUCUCUGUUCGUGAGAAUGAAGCAUUAUUUGGACGGGAAGGCUGCAGGAGACUCUGAUAUUCUGAUAUUUCCCAAUGCCUCGUUCCAUACCAUCAAGGAUACCAAAUAUUGGUACUCUCUAAGCUUCCAUCCAGCAUCUGAGCGAAAGACGUUGAUCCGAUACGAUCUGUACUGCUUCCAGAAUACGGACGGCGAUGUCAAAUCUCAAUUGGUCUCAGAUAUGCUCAUUGAGAUGAUAACAGAACAAGUUACCGAAUUGGAGAGUCAGUAUCAGUUACAAGCCAGGGGAGCAGAGGAUGUCUCCCAGGGAGAUGUGAUCACAACGACAACAGACGGCAGGGAUUUUCUCUUUCGCCUCGGAGAUUCAAAUUUGCAAAAGAUGAUUCUCGAGCAGCUGAAAAGGCAUACUAAACUCGAAAAGCUGCAAGGGACGGAAGUGCAUCCUGCGAUGAGGCAGCCACGAAUGACACCAAAGUCCCAGCAGGCCGAUCGACAUAUGGCUCUACCCCCGAUUGCGACGGCGACGUUGCAGGCUGCGCUCGUGAAUGCGGGCUCGAAUUUCCUUGCGCAGGGAAUCAAAGCGUGGAGAGAUCAGACACCAUUCGAACUUGACCUCCAGGCCUUGUUCCAAUUCACGACGUGUGCGUUUGUACUCUCGCCGCUGACGUUCAUAUGGCUUGAGGGCCUGGAGUCGAGGCUUCCGGGCUUCAGCGAGGAUGCAACAGUCACCAAGUCUACUACUGAGAAGAAUGGCGCGAAGCAGGGGAAGCAGAAGUUGAAUGUGAAGAAUACCGUCGCAAAAGUCGUGAUUGAUCAGACUGUCGGCGGCGCAAUCAACACCGUCGCCUUCAUCAUGACGAUGGGACUUUUACGGGGACGGGAUUUCGAGGUCAUCAAGGCGCAGAUUCAGAAUGACUUUUGGCCCAUCAUGCUUGCUGGAUUCAAGCUCUGGCCUUUUGUGUCGAUUCUCAACUUCACGGUUGUACCCGCAGACAAGCGAUUGCUUGUUGGUAGUUUGUUUGGUGUCAUCUGGGCGGUUUAUCUGAGUCUGAUGUCUGGGUGA